GUCACACACCUCCAUAACCCUGAAAUUCAAACUGCUCUGGUUUCCAAAGAAAGCAAGCUAUUGAGUUGUAAAAUUGUAAACAGACAUAAAUACACCGCCUCUUAUGCCUGAUGAGGAUAAAAACUCUGGUGGCUCUUUAGUUUUGGAUUUUAGAAAGUGAUGACGUCACGUGAAAACGAUCUAUUGGCUAACUGCGAAUUUGGCUACGGUAAAGUGGGCAGACUAAACGGGACAGGAAGGCAGCAGCGCGAGGAGGGAGUGGAGUAUGGGGGAACGUAACGAUGUUUGGAUUUCUUGUUUGAAAAAAAGAAGGCAUUUUCUCUUACAAUGGCUGGGGGAAUGAGCGGGAGGUAGCAACUUGUGAAGCGGGUUGCAGUUCGCACAUGUAUCCAGUUGUUCAACGUUUUUCAGCAUAAUGACGUUGCCUGACAACUUGCAAAGAAAUGUGUUUUUACCACAUUAUUUGCUUGUAGGAUCGAUGAAGGAAUGCAGUCCGUUAUUUAGAUUAAUUCGUGUCCACGCGUGAUGACCCAAAUAUUCCGGCGAAAACAGCUGCAAAGUAAACUGCCAAAACUGGAAGUAAACGACUGCAGUAUUGGCUUAGAGAGUGGGUGUAGUGGUUGAGUGAUCGCGCUCAUGACAGAUUGAUUGUUCCAUCCGGGUUUCAUGGUUAAAGACAGAUAUCAUCUAGACUAGGAGUUUGUGUCACAGUGUUUUCGGUUUCGUCAAUUAAACAUGUUUGUUACUUAAAAUCCCCCAAUCUCGAAGGCUCACAAACAACAGAAAGCAGGAACUCCCAAAAAUCGAGACUGAUUCUUUUUUUUUUUUUUUCAGGUUUUUAUUCAAAACAAAAGUCACUAAAAGAUACUAACACAUUUAGGCUAACAUAUUAACCCGGAUUUUAUUAAGUAUUAACUGCGCAAAAGUUACGAGCCACCAAAAGUAGGGAUGAGAAAAUACCGCUAUUGAAAACUAAAAAAAUGAAGGUAUUGGAUGAGGGCGAUAAAACUAAAAUAAAAUGUCUGGAACGUUCUUUCCUCUAUUUAAUGGGUCGUUAGAAGUUUUCUGUUUCGUUAAUCAGUCCUCAACUGACGCGAACUGAAAAGCUUUGGCACCAAAGUCGAUACCGAAAUAGAUAACAGGAAACAUCUUGAACCAGGGGUAACAGAUCGUUUGAAAAUGAAAGAAAAAUUUAGAACCCGCAAAAGUUUUCUUUCCAUUUGGCAAAAAUUUAAAGAUUGGCUCGAGUUUUGGCAGCCUCGACCGACUCCGACAGCAUUUCAGAAAAAGUUGGCAGCUGUCCGAAGCGUUUCCUUCGCGUAUAAACAGUGUUCAAUUUUUAAACAAACAAAACACAUGCGCCUGAAAGUUAUUAACGUAUUAUGAAACGGCAUGUGCUUGCCGAAACAAACAGUUUCCCACCUGCCACUAUGGCCGCUACAAAAGGAGAAACAAGUUAACUGUUUUCGUUACAGUCGACAAAACAACACACUGUACUGAAAAAUUACAAGUUAUCAGGAAUUACACAUACAUGUACAACUUUGUUUCGAAGUCAAAACUACUAUUGGUAUUUUGAGCAUUUUGAGACAAUGCAGGCUAGACUUGUGAAAGAAGCUUGAAAUUAUAAACAAUAAAUGAACAUAUAGUAGAUGUUAAUGGCGGCUUUUUACAAAUAACAGUGGGAUUUGAAAAACAGUAGGCGGAGAGAAAGAGUAUGGCUCGCUGGGCGAUAAAAUAAAUAAAGCAAUUUUGUCUUUUUCAGAAGCUAUUUUAAUAUAGCAAAAGGCCAAUUUAGGCCCGAUUCAGACGCCGUACUUCAUACGAACUUAAUUCAUUGAAUUUGAUUCCGAUCAUGUGAAGUACGGCGUCGAAGUAAGAAGUAUCGGGCCUUGGCGGUUUCCAGCGGUAUCUGUCGGCCGGUGCCACACAAAGCAAAAGUGAACUGUGAUCUGCAUGCAAUCAAUCUCUUAAUGCAAUAUAUUGUGUUUUAGCUGCGGUUCACAUGUCUCAAGGCGUGACUGACACGUUUUCACAACUGUCGCGCCAAAGACACGAAACUCGUGUUGGUUAAUUCAAAUAUGACUACACAGGAUGUCCUCGGUCGGAUGUCAAGAAACUGUUUCUGUAUAUAUUGGUCGCGAAAACUCUCCAAAAUUCGGCUUCCCACGAUCACAAAAGCUUUAUGUUAUUUAAUUUAUUGAGUUAUCAAAAGGACAAAACCAAUUUUAAAUGUAGAUUAGUUUUGUUUUUGCCAAGACGUAAUUGGUCCAAUUUCAAGUUUCGGAUUGAAAGAUAAGAAAUAAUAGACUUUUAAUAACCAGGCCUUUCAAACCGUCCUAGUUUCGACACAAAAACUGGAACAACAAAAGUUCCCGUUAUUCACGCUACAUUAACGCUGAUAAUAUUAGACUUCUUUUUAUAAUGCCAUAGGAACGUUCUGCAAAGAUUAAAUUCCUUAUAAAGCCAAAAGUUCCUCAAUAUUGUACAAGCUAUACCAUCGCCAAGAAAGCCUGUCAAAUACACGUCAAGCUGUUUGUUCAGACGAAAGUCGUUGUUAACAUUUGAGUGGGUGUAAAUCACAUGAAUAUUUACAAAUCCACGUGUUUUCAACUCGAGGUUGCGGCGCUCUGAUUAAUUUUUUUGUUUCCCUAAGGCGACCACGUUGAAUUUUCUGGUGGUAUAUCGAAAGGGGAAAAAAAUCAAGACUUUUUCGCUCUAUCGGGGCUUUCAUUUUGCCAUUUCAGCGAGGCCAGCAAAAUGGCAGUUAAUCUUUCUAUCGCGACUGGUUUGUUUUGCUUGAGCAUCUGGACAAUUCUUACAUUAGCAUCGCCAGCCGCCAUCGUCGACUUGUGCGGUUUCGACGAAAUCAGCGAGGAAAAUGUUACGCUUUCGUUGAACUUCUCCAGCGAGAAUGAGAUGAAACAGGGCACCGAGUGUGGCCGUGUUAUCUUCCUGGAGUCCUCGAGGGUGAAGCUCGUCGUUGAAGAAUUGAACAUUGCAAGCGGAGCGGUCUUUGAAAUCCAGGACGGUCCUGGGCCGAAUAAAGGCCAAAUUCUCGGGCCCAAAGCUGACAGUCAGUUGCCUUCGAUUUAUGUAAGCUCAGGUAAUGCUUUGUUUAUUUUGUUUAAGAAUGGUCAAGGCGAAAAAGGCCCUUCGAGUUUUCGCGGGAAAAUUGCCUCUGAACCGUAUCAACACACGUGCAAUUGUCGAGGAGUCAUGAAUGGGUUGCUCGAAUGCUCUGAGAGUGAUCGUGAAAGAAAGUGUAAAGUGAAGUGCGAACCGUCACACAUGUAUCUAUCAAUAAAUAAAGAAGUAACGUGUGAUCUCGUGAAAGGAGAGUGGGACAUUGAUAAACAUAGCACGCCUUUCUCUUGUCAGAGGGUGCAAAAACCAUUACAAGUCAAGGCGACGGUGAAUUUUAAUUAUGCUAAUCUAUCAUGUGAGGACAUCGAUCGGAAACAAGUCCAAAAUGCCUCAGGGGAGUUCAUCAAAAAGAACAGCGACGUUCAAAACAAGGGUGUGUGUUUCAGUUCAGGUGGCAACUGUAACGGAACAAACCUCAGUUGCACGGAUGACAAUAAUUCAGCGAAGGUAACUGUCACUAUUACAGAUCGCAUAGUGGAACCGCCAACAUUGAAAGAAGCCAAUUCAAAACUUCAAGAGCUAGUCACAGCUUACGAAAGCCUGCAGCUUCUAACCAUUUUGGACUCUGACGAAUUGGUCAUGAAGAAAGACAAUAAAUCAUUUAAGGCCGACAAGGGUUCAUUUACCAAAAAGAUUGCCCCUCUGUGUAAUGACCAAUAUGACUACAUCAAGGUCCCUGGCAAUGACACUUUUGUAUGUUCCACCUGCCCUCUGCAUCAUGAAUAUAAUGGUACAUCUCACAUCUGUCAAAUAUGUCCCACUGGCAGUUUUACAUCUGAAGGAGCCAAGAACUGCACAAAGAAAAACAACACUGCAAUGUUGACUCCAAUCAACAAUUCAUGCAUGAAUGCGUGCAUGAAAGGCAAACGGUUGGAUGCAAGUUCUGAGAUGUGCGAAUGGUGUCCUUUAGACACAUACCAAAACUCCUCAAUGAAGCUCAACCCAGAAUGUGUUCCUUGUCCUGAUCAAAAGAAGACCAUUUCUCCAGGGGCUCAAAGCGUGUCAGAGUGCCUUGACCCUUGUUCAUCUGGUACCUUCCAGAACACUUCGAGUGCUUCAUGCCAAGAUUGUCCCAUUGGCUCCUAUAUGGAUGUUGACAAACAUGUAUUCACUAAGUGCAAGACAUGUUAUAUGGGGAAGACUACAAGUGCUGUGGGCAGCAAAGACAGUGAUGACUGUUACAGCAAGUGCAUACCAGGGCAGUUUUAUAAUUCAUCGGCAUGUGUCACACUUUGUGGACCAGGACAGUUUCUCAACAGCUCCACAGAUAAGUGUGAUGACUGUCCAAUGAAUACAUAUCAGGACCUUGAAGAGCAUCAUUCCAGUGAAUGCAAGCCAUGUGGCUUAAAUAAAAUCACUCAGGCUACAAGACAGUCCAAUAUUUCUCAGUGUGGUUGUAGCAAGGGCUGGUACAUGGAUAAAUCUGACUCUCAGUGUAAAAAGUGCCCUAAGGGGCAAUACCAGGAUCACUUUGGUCAAGAACAGUGUACACAAUGUCCUGAUGGUAAAAGCACAGUCAGCGAUGAACAGUCAGAUGAGUCAUCUUGUCUUGCCACUUGCAGUGAGGGACAAUUUUUUGAUCCCAUCAAGAAAGCGUGCAAUGCCUGCCCCUAUGGCAGAUACCAGGAAGCCAACAAUCAUUUUCAAGAGAACUGCAAAAUGUGUCCAAGCAAGAAGACAACUGUACAGGAAGGUGCCAGUGACCCCAAAACUUGCAUACCAACAGCCACAGCCAAGGAGGAGAAAUUUGAAACAAUCAAGACAUCUCUUAGAUUUGUGUCUCUAACAUGGAGUGAGGAACUCAAAGACAAAAACAGUGCUAAAUACCAAGAGGCAAAGCAAACUAUAGAGGCUGCAAUCAGAUUUGAGUUUCGUCACGAUCCAUCGUUUGAAGCUGUUGAAGUCACCAACCUACGAAACGGUAGUGUUUUUGCAGAGUUUGACCUUCAAUUUAAUGAUAAAGCUGAUUACGAGCCUGUAAAAAUCCUUCAAGAUGCUGUACAAAAUGGUAAAGUGGGAAACUUGACAGUCUCUCCAUAUUCAUUCAAAAUCUUAGACCAAGGCUGUGGUCAACCUCUUGGCAUGGAAAAUGGUCAAAUAAAGGAUGACCAAAUAACAGCGUCAACUUACUUCAAGAACUAUGAGCCAUAUGAAGGAAGAUUAAAUGCCAAAGGAGGGCGAGCAUGGCACGCAAAGUACACCAGGAAUAUAGAGUAUUUGCAGAUUGAUUUCAGGAGAGAGGUCAACAUCACAGCUGUUGCCACACAAGGACAAUCCACAAAUGCAUUUUAUGUGACAGCAUACAAGCUCAGCAUGAGUGAUGAUGGAGAAAUGUGGAAUGAAUACAGAGAAAAUGAGAAGCCAAAGGUUUUCAAAGGAAAUGAUGACUCAGACACUACUGUGAGAAACAGCCUGGCAUUAGCAGUUAGAUCGCGAUUCAUCAGAUUUCUGCCACAAAGUUGGAAUGACCGUAUUUAUAUGCGUGUGGAAGUCUAUGGCUGCCUUCCUGUCAAUGUACUUCUACCAACUAAGCCUACAACUGACGGAGAUGCUGCUGCAGUGACAGCAAAGAAUGAUGAAAAGUGGCCAUGGGGUGCAUAUCUUGGCAUUGUUUUUGCAAUCCUGCUUGUCGUUGGAGUGGUGGUUGCAGUCAUCUGCUGGAAGAAAAAGAGCAAUGCCAAGAAACAGGAAGCUGAAACAGACGAGGCAUUGAUGGGAAUGCACAAGUCCGGUGAUGGGGAAUACCGAGUUAUUGAAAAAAAUGCUGCCGAGCCUGAUGAGGAUGAUGAAAAUGUUGUUUGAUAGAUUUAUCAUUGUGAAGUUAAAAUUAGUAAUCAGGAAUGAAAAUGGCUAGAAGACUUGUAACUUUCCAAAAUCAAACUAAACUGAUUGAAAUCUUUACAUCAUCUUAAAAUGUUUGUCAUGAGGUUAUAUCAAGCCAAUACACAACUUAGUUAUUGAUCAGUUUUUGGAGAUCAUUUUUGUUGAACAACUCUUUUAGUGUUGGAAGUACAUUGAAAGUAGUUUAGAGGUAGUCAUUCAAUACUUUACAGGAGAAGUGAUAGAUUUCUUUUUGGAGCAUGUUGCCAUGUCUAUCUACUGCCCAAACUUGUCAGCAUUAAGACUGUCCAAAAAGGUCAAUUUUACAACAUUUUGAGCUCUGUUUCUUUCAAUGCUGUUAUAAAUUACUAAUGAUUGUCUACCAAGUUGUGUUCUUUAUUUGCAUUAGGCAGACUUCUCAGUCAGUAUCUGGUAAUACUCUUCCAGCUCUAAUCCAUCCCCACUGCAUAACCAACUUGCAACCAAAUAGAGAGAAAAAGACAAUAAACAUUCAGGACAGUAUCCCAUUUAGAGCUUAGCUUAAGAGCACAGCCACCUUCUCCUUUCCCUCUGCUACACAGGUCUUUAAUGGUACAAAUCCUCCUAGCAGCUGAAAGCAGUGAGAGGCAGAUAAAUUUGCAGGUUAUCCACUUUCCCUGGAGUGUUUUUACCACUCAGAGAGUUGCCCAUAAUGAUGUAUUGGCCUGAAACUUGAGACUUCACUUGUAGCUAUUCCAAAUAGUCUGACAAGUCAACCCUUCCCCCUUCACUCAACUGCUCUCUGUGUUCAAACUUUACAGUUGGAGCCAGUCUGUGACCGUGCUUUGGAUCAGAGCCACUUCACAGUGGUGCUUAGCCUAGUUGUUUUAGUCUUGUUUUCCUUUGAUACAAGCAUCGUAACAUGAGCAUAUUAUAUGUAGGCAAUAUGAGUGUAUUAAUCUGAUGGAGAGUACCGGUAUUCAGAUGAGAAUCUAGGAGGCUAUAGAAUAUUAUUCAAUACAGCAGUAGCUGCUGAUUUUUUCAUGUUGAGUUUUGCAGUAUGUUAUAAAACUAGCUGUGUAAAAGGCAACCAUGUGGCUAAGUGUUAUGUAUAUUUAAUCUUCACUUCUUAAAGUUAAUUAAGACAUCACUAAAAUGCAGCUGCUUUUAGAAAAUAUAGAGAUUGAUUCUAGAAUUCAAGGUAAAGCUAAAUUAGAAACUGUAAAAUAGUUCCCAAGUAGAUGAUUAAAAAUAGAUCUCAAUGAUUUCAUAGGAAGUUUGCAAAGUAUUUUAGAGCUGAUCUAGUAAUGAUAUUUAACAAAAAUAAUAUGUAGUUAAAAGAUAAUUAUGAUGAAUAAUUAUUAAUAUUUAGAAUGAUAAAAAAGGAACCACCUAUAGUAUUUAUAUAUUUGACUUUUCAAGCCAUGCCAUAUACUUUGUAGGUUUGCAAUAAACAGAUACAUACAAGAAA
Messenger RNA from Orbicella faveolata, 7414 nucleotides. RefSeq lists its product as uncharacterized. NCBI's taxonomy places the organism in Eukaryota, Metazoa, Cnidaria, Anthozoa, Scleractinia, Merulinidae. The record is from RefSeq and is a predicted model, not a curated record.